AUGAUGUCAGCAAGCCAGACUGGAGCGCAGCAUUUGGCCGAAGGAGGACAGGUGGUAACUGCAUGGAUUCCGGUCAUCGAGAAAAAUGUUGAGAAUUGGGAGUUGAUGGUGGAAAUAUUAACUAUGUUGGAUGAGUCCAUAAAGAGACAAGCCGCUGCGGGACAGUUCUAUAGUGCGGCAGGCACAAAAGUGCAAAAUGGUUGA
Haemonchus placei is the source of this 204-nucleotide messenger RNA. Lineage: Eukaryota; Metazoa; Nematoda; Chromadorea; Rhabditida; Trichostrongylidae. The record is from the annotation of a GenBank genome assembly.